Messenger RNA from Acanthosepion pharaonis, 1332 nucleotides. The record is from the annotation of a GenBank genome assembly. NCBI's taxonomy places the organism in Eukaryota, Metazoa, Mollusca, Cephalopoda, Sepiida, Sepiidae.
AUGUCUUUUUUAACAUUUUCUUUUCUCCUCUCCAUUUUUCUCACUUUCUUUUUUCAUUUCUUUCCUCUCCUUUUUCUCACCUUUAAACUGUCUUUUUCAUUUGCUUUCUUUCUCUCCUUUCUUUUCUUCUUUCAUUUUCUUUCCCUUUCUUUGCUUUCUCUUUUCUUAACGCUUUCAUUUGCUUUCUUCAUCUCUCCUUUUCUCACCCUCUCAUUUGUUUUUCUUUCAUUUUCUCUGCUUUCUUUCUUUCUUUCUCUUUUUCUCACCUCUGCUGCUUUCAUUUGCUUUCUUUCUUUCUCCUUUUCACAAUCUGCCUUUCAUUUUUCUCUUCCUUUUCUUUCAUUUUUUUCUUUCUUCUUUUUUUCUCACCGUCUUAACUUGCUUUCAUUUUCUUUCUUCUCUCCUUUUUCUCACCCCUUUUCAUUUUUCUUCCUUUCUCCUCUCCUUUUUCUCACCUUUUUCUUUUCAUUUGCUUUCUUUUCUCUCUUUUCUCACCGUCUUAACUUUUCAUUUGCUUUCUCCUCUCCUUUUUCUCACCGUCUCCUUCCAAACUGCUUUCAUUUGCUUUCUCCUCUCCCUUUUUCUCACUUUUCUUGCCUUUUCAUUUCUUUUCUCCUCUCCUUUUUUCUCACCGUCUUAACGCUUUCAUUUGCUUUCUUCCUCUUUUUUUCUCCUUUUCUCACCCUUUCUUUCAUUUUUCUUUCUCUCCUUUUCUUCUGCGCUUUCAUUUGCUUUCUUUCCUCUCCUUUUAUCACCGUCUUCUUUCAUUUGCUUUCAUUUCCUUUUCUUCCUCUCCUUUUUUUCUCUUUCUCUCCUUUCUCACUUCUUCAUUUCUUUCUUUCUCUCCUUUUCUCACCAUCUUGCUUUCAUUUUACUUUCUUUCUCUCCUUUUUUCUCUUAACGCUUUCCUUUUUCUCUCUCCUUUUCUCACCCUUUCUUGCUUUCAUCUCCUUUUCUCCUUUCAUUUUUUCCUCCCUCUCAAGUCUUAACGCUUUCAUUUUCUUUCUUUCUCUCUUUUUCUUUUCUUCUUUCUUUCUUUCUUUUGCUCUUUCUUUCUCCAUUUUUUUCUCUUUUCUCAAGUUUAACUUUUCAUUUACUUUUUCCUUUCUUUUCUCAUUUCUUUCUCUUUCUUUGCCUUUCUCCUCUCCUUUUUUUUCUUUCUUUUCUUUCUCUCCUUUUCUCUCACCUCUCUCAUUUGCUUUCUUCUUUCUCUCCUUUUUUCUCUUUCUCUUUCUCGCUUUCAUUUGCUUUCUCUUUCUCCUUUUUCUCCUUAACAAUUUAAUUUGCUUUCAUUUUUUGCUUUCUUUCUUUCUUUUUUCUCCUCUUUCUUAA